UCGUUUUGAUAGUCUAGCUGCAAGUAAAACUGCCACUAACAAAGAAUCUUAUAAUACAUCAGAUAGAUUCACUAUUUAUUUGCUGCUUUCUUCUUUUUAUGGAUCAGGGACCACUGCUAUCGAAAGGCAUGGGAUUAUUGGUAGUAAGAUAAAAUGUUGGCAACAAUCCAAAAUACCAACUAGUAUCUUUAUUGAUGAUGACAUGCUUAAGGACAGAUUUUUCCACUUAAGGAAUGGAAAAGUUAUUGUUAUUGCGACAAUUAUGUCAUAG
Messenger RNA from Acaulospora morrowiae, 271 nucleotides. NCBI's taxonomy places the organism in Eukaryota, Fungi, Glomeromycota, Glomeromycetes, Diversisporales, Acaulosporaceae. The record is from the annotation of a GenBank genome assembly.